AUGCCUCUUCCAACAGGAGUCUACCGCGCCGACCAAGUCGGGUCACUCCUCCGACCGAAAGAGAUCCUCGCAGUUCGUGAAAAAGUCGCCGCUGGAACUCUGACCACCACGGACCUCCGUCAGGUCGAAGACAAGUACAUCUCCGAGGUCGUGCGACAACAGCUCCAAGCGGGUCUCCGAUCCAUCACCGAUGGCGAAUUCCGCCGCGCCUACUUCCACCUCGACUUCCUCCAGCACCUCGACGGCGUCGAGGUCCAGGGCAGCCUGAUGUCAACGAACAAGUCCAAGAACGGGUGGAUGCCUCCCCGGCUCGUGGUCACGGGCAAACUCGGACACAGCAAGCCCAUUCAGGUCGACGACUUUCUGUACCUUGAACGCCAGAUCGCCGAGGCGGGCGGCGAGGCGACCUUCGGCAAGGUCACGACCAAAGUGGCCAUCCCCAGCCCGACCAUGGUGCACUUCCGCGGCGGGCGCGACACGAUUGACGCCGCCGCGUACCCUUCGCUCGACGGGUUCUUCGACGACCUCGCCCGUGUGUACCAGGAGGAAUUGCAGGACCUGUACGACGCGGGCUGCCGGUUCGUGCAGCUCGACGACACCAACCUCGCGUACCUGUGCGACCCGAAGAUGCGCUCCGAGGCCGAGACGCGCCACGGAAGCGACGCCACGCAGAUCGCGACCCAGUACGCCAACCUCAUCAACCGCGCCAUCGAGAAGAGGCCGAGCGAUAUGACCAUCGGCAUCCACCUGUGCCGCGGGAACCACCGCAGCCAGUGGUUCGCGCAGGGCGGCUACGAGCCCGUCGCCGAGGUCCUGUUCAGGGAUUUGAACGUCGACGUGUACUUUUUGGAGUACGACGACGCGAGGAGCGGUGACUUCAGCCCGCUGAGGCACUUGCCCGAGCACAAAGUCGUCGUUCUGGGCGUCAUGACGAGCAAGAAGGGCGACCUGGACGACAAAGACGCCAUGGUGCAGCGCCUGACCGAGGCCAGCAAGUACUGCAAGCGCGGCCUGGACCAGUUGUGUCUGAGUCACCAGUGCGGGUUCAGCAGUACAAUGGAAGGGAAUGAGUUGACAGAGGACCAGCAAUGGGAGAAGAUCAGAUUGGAGGUGGAGAUCGCGAAGAAGGUGUGGGGCGAUGACAUUUCAAAGUGA
Exophiala spinifera is the source of this 1155-nucleotide messenger RNA. RefSeq lists its product as uncharacterized. Gene Ontology annotation, molecular function: 5-methyltetrahydropteroyltriglutamate-homocysteine S-methyltransferase activity; zinc ion binding. The transcript has a single exon. NCBI's taxonomy places the organism in Eukaryota, Fungi, Ascomycota, Eurotiomycetes, Chaetothyriales, Herpotrichiellaceae. The record is from RefSeq and is a predicted model, not a curated record. The coding region runs from base 1 to 1155 and encodes 384 amino acids.